AUCUUAGUUUUGUAAUUAAAAUAAAUAAAAAAAAAAUCUAUCUCAUAAAUACGGUUUGCUGUUGCUGGUCUGACAAAAGUGGCAAAGUCCACCAAACUAGGUUAAUCUUAUUUCUCUCGGAAAUGCUAAAACACAGUUAAUUAACCACGGUUUUUCGCCAAAAAAGUCUGUACUUUAUGAAUGAAUGUAUAUUAUGCAACAAAAACAGAAAACAGAACUAAAUUCAAAUGGAGAAAGAUGAAGAAACAUGUACUCUUUGCCUCAAUAUUAUAAAUGACAAAAAUUUCAAAGUAAUUGAAGAAGUUAUUAAAGAAGUUCUAGACGUUCUUUUCAUAAAGCUGAGAGUGGAAGAUAAUAAAUCAGUAAUAUGUAAUGCCUGUUCCAUAAAACUGUUUGCGGCAUUUAACUUCAAGGCAACCUGCAUGGAUACCGAAGACAGUAUUUUUCCUUAUGUUACUUCUGAAAAUGCUGCACCAGUUGAUUUGAAAGAAAUUUACUUAAAAGAAAUAAAUAAAGGACAUUUAAGCACGAUAUUUGAAGACGAGAGAAUCUGUCGAUUAUGUAUGCGGGUAAUCACUUCUGGAUUUACGAUAGUAAAAGAAGUAGAGAGGGACAUGGUCCAUAAUUACAUUCCAGAAGUGAACUUUAAUUCCACUGAAGAGCCCGUCAUGUGUAAAGGAUGUCUGUUUUCAUUGGAAACGCACAAUAUAUUUUUAAAGGAGUGUUUAGAUGUGACAAGGAAAAUUGAAAAUAUUGAUGAAAAAGAAGCAAAGAAUGCCAUACAUGUUAUCUCUGAAAAUAUCGAUAUAAAAUCUGAUGAAGAUGAUGAAAAUGGUAAGACGUCGAUCCAUGACUCAGAUGAAUUCAUCGACCGCAGUCCAGUAAGUGUACAAAUGCCAAAAAAUAAUAGUGCCCUUAAGUAUCGUAGGUCGAAAGACAAAAAGCAAUCAAAAGUCUACAAGUGCGAGUUUUGCACUUUUGAGGGUAAAUAUAAGAGCAGUAUCAUAAGGCACACGUUAACACACAGUAAAAAAGUUUCGAAGAGUGUUCUGUACGAAUGCGACGUGUGCGAUUACAGGUGCAAGCAAAAGGGCAACCUUUUGAAACAUCAGUUGACGCAUAAACACCCAUCCGAGAUACAGAUGUUCGAAUGCGAUAAGUGUAAUUAUAGAACUAAACAGAAAAAACAUCUUAGGAACCAUCAAAUAACACAUAACAAUUUUUCUGAUGUGAAAACGUACGAGUGCCACUUGUGCAACUUUAAGACAAAGCAUAGGGGCAGUAUUGUAGGUCACGUAUUAAUUCAUUCGACAAUUAAGAUUUACAGGUGUGAUAUUUGUGAUUACAAGAGCAAUAAAACACGUUAUCUGAAGAACCAUCAACGUAAACACAAACAAGCCUCUGAGAUGUGUUUGUACCAAUGUGACAAGUGUGAUUUCAAAACUAAAUACAAAGAAAGUAUUCAAGGACAUGAGCUAAGGCAUAAGGACCCAUCUGAAGUGGAGAUGCACGGAUGUGAUAAGUGCAGUUAUAAAACUAAAUUUAGGAGUGAGUUAAAAAAGCAUCAAAUCACGCAUGAGGAUUUGUCGAACGUGCGGGCGUACCAGUGUGAUAAGUGUGAUUACAGAGCUAAGCGAAAGAAAAAUCUUACAAGUCAUCAACUGAUACAUAAAAAGCUAUCUGAAGUGACACUACACUCGUGUGCAUAUUGUGAUUAUAAAUCAAGAUAUAAGAACGGUGUUAAGUAUCAUGAGUUAACGCACGUCCACACAGAAAUGUACAAAUGUAACGAAUGUAUUUAUGAGACUAAGAUAAAAUGCAGUUUAAUUACCCAUAUGUUGACUCACAAGGACCUGACUGAAGUUCGUUUAUAUCAGUGCGAUAGGUGCAGUUACAGAACUAAAUAUAAGAGCUCAUUAAAAAAGCAUCAAUUGGGACAUGAAAAUUCUUCGAAAAAAAAAGCCAUAUGAAUGUGAGAAGUGUCAAUACAGAACUAAACUGAAACGGUGUCUUUCAGCCGUCAACUAAGACACAAAAAACUUUUUGAAGCGCCAACAUUAAAGUGACUUGCAAUUAUAAGAAAAAAUAUAGAAGCAUAUGUUGUUUUUGAAUACACGUAAGGUCAGCAUAUUGACAUGAGAAGCUCUGAUAUUUCAUACAUUUUAUUAAAGAAAAUAAUAAUUAUGUAAUCACAGAAACAAAUAUAAAAGGUAUAUAAAAGGUAAUAUAAAAUAAACCGAAAUAAACAGAUUAUUCAGAUUACUGUAGUGAUGUGAGUGAAAAUAUAUAACAAAUUGAUAUAUAUCAAUUUUUGAUACAUAUCAGCUAUUAUAUAUAUGUUAAUAGCUGAUAUAUAUCAAUUUUCCCGCCAUUUCAUCAAUAAAGCCAAAUUUCAAACAUAACCUUACAUUUUAAAACUAAAAACUUGUGGUGUGGUAGGCUUGAGCUGGACCGUAGUAGCUCUUGGGUACCUGGCAUAUUUCUGACAAAAGUGAAUAUAAAAAUCUGAAAUUUUAGGGGUGUACUAUAGAUGGGAAGAACUAAGAGCGCACCUGAUUUCAACUCGCCCUUUCCACCCUAGUAAAAUUUCAGAUUUUUAAGUACUACU
This is a messenger RNA of Anoplophora glabripennis (Asian longhorned beetle), 2608 nucleotides long. Its product is annotated as zinc finger protein 286A-like. Gene Ontology annotation, biological process: regulation of transcription by RNA polymerase II. Bases 228 to 1970 code for a protein of 580 amino acids. The transcript has 4 exons. The record is from RefSeq and is a predicted model, not a curated record. Gene Ontology annotation, cellular component: nucleus. Lineage: Eukaryota; Metazoa; Arthropoda; Insecta; Coleoptera; Cerambycidae. Gene Ontology annotation, molecular function: zinc ion binding; RNA polymerase II transcription regulatory region sequence-specific DNA binding; DNA-binding transcription factor activity, RNA polymerase II-specific.